GCCGCCAUAUUGUUAUUUUGUUUGCGGAAAGCCGCUUCGGCUCGUUGCAGCGCAAUUUUUUCGGUGCUAAUUUCGGGCGAUUUGUGAACUUUAUUGCUGUUAUUUUACGCCGGCAAGUGACCGGAAGUGCUCUCGUGUCGGAACUCGCUGGAUGCGCCAGUUGAAUCGCGUCCAAAAUGUCGAAUAUCGUGCUGGAUAAGGAUUCCUUCUAUCGACGGAUAAAACGCCUCUACACCAACUGGAAGGAGCCGGAAUUUUCCCACGAUGAUUCGCUCCAGAAGGUGGACUGCAUUCUGACGGCGGUCGGUGUCGAUGAGGAGACCAUUUACAGCAAAUCGACUUCGCUCCAGACAUGGCUUCUGGGCUACGAGCUGACCGAUACGAUUACGGUUCUUUGCGAGGAUUCCAUCUAUUUCCUGACUAGCAAGAAAAAAAUCGACUUCCUGAAGCAGAUAGAGAAGGACGCCGAGGAGGGAGUCCCGACCGUGAAGUUGCUGGUCCGCGAUAAGACCGACAAGGACAAGGCCAACUUCGAAAAGCUCCUGGAGGCCAUCAAGGGUUCCAAGAAUGGCAAAACGCUGGGCGUUUUCAGCAAGGACAAUUUUCCGGGCGAGUUCUGUGAAGCGUGGCGAGCGUUCCUCAAGGACAAGAGCUUCGAAUCGGUGGACAUCAGCAUCCCGAUUGGGUACAUCAUGUGCGCCAAGGAGGACUCCGAGGUCAUCACCAUCAAGAAGGCCUGCCUGGUGACGGUUGACGUGUUCAACAAGUACCUCAAGGAUCACAUCAUGGAGAUCAUUGAUGCAGAUAAGAAAGUGAAACAUGCGAAACUGUCGGAAGGAGUCGAACAGGCCCUGACGGACAAAAAAUACGUCACCGGUGUAGACACCAACCAGCUGGACAUGUGCUAUCCGGCCAUUAUUCAGUCGGGUGGUAAUUACAGUUUGAAAUUUAGUGCAUUCAGUGACAAAAACUAUCUGCACUUUGGGUCGAUUAUCUGCGCCCUGGGAGCUCGGUACAAGUCGUACUGCUCGAACAUCGUCCGGACGUUGCUGGUCAAUCCGACGGAAACGAUCCAGAAGCACUACACCUUCUUGCUGAAUCUGGAGGAAGAGCUGCUCAAGGUCAUGGUGCCGGGCAAGAAACUUUCGGAUGUUUUCGAUGUCGGCAUGAGCUACGCCAAGAAGGAGGAACCCAAGCUGGUGGAUAAGCUGACCAAAACUUUCGGAUUCGCCAUCGGGUUGGAGUUCCGGGAGAACUCGAUGAUCAUCGGACCAAAGUGCGCAGCCGUGCUGAAGAAGGGAAUGGUCUUCAGCGUGAACGUGGGCCUGUCCGGGUUGGAGAACAAGGAAGCGUCUGAGAAGGAGUCCAAGGUCUAUGCUCUGUUUGUCGGAGAUACGGUGCUGGUCAACGAUGAGCCUCCGGCAAGUGUUUUGACUCAGUCCAAGAAGAAGAUCAAGAACAUCGGUAUUUUCCUCAAGGACGACGAAGAGGAAGAUGAGGAAGAGGAGGAGGAAAAGACGGAAAAGCGUCCGGAAAUUCUGGGUCGCAGUGGCAAACGUUCGACCGUGUUGGAGAGCAAGUUGCGUAACGAACAGAACUCCGAGGAGAAACGUAAGCAACAUCAAAAGGAGUUGGCAAUUGCUCUGAACGAGAAGGCGAAGGAACGUUUGGCCAAACAAGGCGGUGGCAAGGAAACGGAGAAAAUCAGAAAAUCUACCAUUUCCUACAAGGGUGUGAACCAGAUGCCAAGAGAGCCGGAAGUUAAAGAGCUGAAGCUGUUUGUUGAUCGCAAAUACGAAACGGUUAUCAUGCCUAUUUUCGGUGUUCCGGUUCCAUUCCACAUUUCUACCAUCAAGAAUAUCUCCCAGUCGGUAGAAGGUGACUACACAUAUUUGCGUAUCAAUUUCUUCCAUCCCGGAGCUACGAUGGGCCGCAACGAAGGUGGAAUGUAUCCCAAUCCGGAUGCAACGUUUGUGAAGGAAGUUACUUACCGUUCGACUAACACAAAGGAACCCGGAGAGAUUGCUGCCCCUUCGUCCAACCUAAAUACCGCCUUCCGUCUGAUCAAGGAAGUGCAGAAACGGUUCAAAACCCGGGAAGCCGAAGAGCGCGAAAAGGAGGAUUUGGUCAAGCAGGAUACGCUGGUUCUCUCGCAGAACAAGGGUAAUCCCAAACUCAAAGAUCUGUACAUCCGGCCUAAUAUUGUGAGCAAGCGUAUGACCGGUUCCUUGGAAGCCCAUUCCAACGGAUUCCGCUACACGUCGGUUCGAGGCGACAAGGUGGACAUCCUAUACAACAACAUCAAGAGCUCGUUCUUCCAACCGUGCGACGGAGAAAUGAUCAUCCUGCUGCACUUCCAUCUGAGGCAUGCGAUCCUAUUCGGAAAGAAGAAGCACCUGGAUGUCCAGUUCUACACUGAAGUCGGUGAGAUCACAACCGAUUUGGGCAAGCACCAGCACAUGCACGAUCGAGACGAUUUGGCCGCGGAACAAGCCGAACGUGAGCUCCGCCACAAACUCAAAACGGCAUUCAAGAGUUUCUGCGAAAAGGUCGAAGCAAUGACCAAGCAGCAGAUCGAAUUCGACACACCCUUCCGGGAUCUGGGCUUCCCCGGUGCCCCGUUCCGUAGUACAGUAUUGUUGCAGCCGACGUCCGGCUCGUUGGUGAACCUUACCGAGUGGCCGCCAUUUGUCAUCCCGCUGGAGGACGUCGAGUUGGUGCACUUUGAACGUGUCCAGUUCCACCUGCGGAACUUCGAUAUGGUGUUCGUGUUCAAGAACUACAACCAAAAGAUUGCGAUGGUGAACGCCGUUCCGAUGAACAUGUUGGACCACGUGAAGGAGUGGUUGAACUCUUGCGACAUUCGUUACUCGGAGGGUAUCCAAUCGUUGAACUGGGCCAAGAUCAUGAAAACCAUCACGGACGAUCCGGAGGGCUUCUUCGACAACGGUGGCUGGACGUUCUUGGACCCGGAGUCGGACGGCGAAGGUGAACCCAACGAUGACACCGAAGACGAAGAGGAUGACGCGUACGAGCCGACCGACGACGACGAUGAGGAUGAAUCCGACUCGGAGGACUACUCGGAAGCUUCCGAAGACGACGACAGUGCCAGCGACGAAGAUUUGGGCUCGGAUGAAGAAUCCGGCAAGGAUUGGUCCGAUCUGGAGCGAGAGGCUGCCGAGGAGGAUCGCAACCGCGAUAAGGAUGAUUACGUCGAGGAUCGGCAUUCGUCGAAGAAGCGGUCUCACCAUAGACGAGAUCGAGGUAUGCGGGAAGAUACCUCGGUCAAGAAGCGGUCCGAUGGUCACAGCUCUUCGAAGAGUAGCAGCCGCGACAAGAACCACAAGGAUAAGCAUAACGACAAGCACAAGGAUAAGCACCGCAGCAGCAGCGGAAGCAGCAGUAAGCACCACCACAGCAGCAGUGACAAACACAAGAGCAGUAGCAGUAGCAGUAGUCAUAAACGGUCACGUGACGACAGCAGGGACGGCAGUUCGCACCACAAGAGCAAAAAGUCCAAGAAGUAAGGGACGCUUGGCAUCUCCGACAUCUGUGGGUCCGUUCCUCCCUGAGAGAGAGAGUUGCUUAGCAGCAGCAGCAGCAGUCCUAUUGUAAUUCUGUUUCAACCCUCUGGUUUAUUACGAGCUGAUCCUGAGGUGGGCGGGGCGAGGUUCAGAGAAUCUUCAUCCCCUCGCGCAUCACCAACUCAAAGACUCUCAUGUUUUCGUUUUCAGUAUACUUCUUGCUCCUAGGGCAGAAGGUCACACACACACAGUUCAAUGACCCUCUGUGAACACAUUUUUUAAAAUUCUGUGUAGUUGUUUCUCUUAAGUUUGAGUAGAAAUUUGUAUGCUAAGUCCAUUAAGUGUACGUUUAUGAAAAACAGACUAACAAAACAAAUACAUUCGAAUCAGUUGGUACAAUA
Molecule: messenger RNA, 3925 nt
Organism: Aedes aegypti (yellow fever mosquito)
Lineage: Eukaryota; Metazoa; Arthropoda; Insecta; Diptera; Culicidae
Gene: dre4
Product: FACT complex subunit spt16
Exons: 10
Coding region: 177-3527 (1116 amino acids)
Biological process (GO): transcription elongation by RNA polymerase II; positive regulation of transcription elongation by RNA polymerase II
Cellular component (GO): FACT complex
Molecular function (GO): nucleosome binding
Source: RefSeq, a predicted model, not a curated record